This is a messenger RNA of Penicillium cataractarum, 2103 nucleotides long. Its product is annotated as rRNA-processing protein MPP10. The coding region runs from base 1 to 2103 and encodes 700 amino acids. The record is from RefSeq and is a predicted model, not a curated record. Gene Ontology annotation, biological process: rRNA processing. NCBI's taxonomy places the organism in Eukaryota, Fungi, Ascomycota, Eurotiomycetes, Eurotiales, Aspergillaceae. The transcript has a single exon. Gene Ontology annotation, cellular component: sno(s)RNA-containing ribonucleoprotein complex; nucleus; Mpp10 complex.
AUGGCAAAACGCCAGACGGGUGCGAACCCAUCCGAAAUCGAGCCUACGCUCCCUACCGUCUUGUCGAAACCCUGGACGUUCCUUCACCCGACCGAUCACUUGCACGCUCAAAUCGCGGAUUCUGCAAAGCAAAUUCUCGAUCCGCUGGCCGCUUCCAUUGUCGAUGACCAAACCCUCCGCCGUCAAAUAAACAAGAAGCGCAAGAGGGUAGAUGCUGAAUUGGAUGGUGUUCCGCCUCUACAACUGAAGAACCUGUACGUGGACGGCUUUACUUCCAACCAAAUAUGGGAACAAGCCACUCGGAUCCUCGAGUCUGCUGGAAGAGAGGUCGAACGGGAUAUUACACUACUUGCUCGCAAUGACGACGAGCUAUCCUCGGCAGACGAGGAUCAAUCGGAUGUCUCUGACCCCGAGGGUUCGGCUUCUGAAAGCGACGACGCCGACAGCCUGUCCGAUGCCUUUUCGGAGGAUGUGAGCCUCGACGACAACGACGAAGAGAUGAACGAGGAGUUGGAGCAAUCAGAUGAGGAGGUAUCGGAUUCUGGCAGUAUAAUGGACGACGCCAUGAGUAUGGAUGAAGCUUCAGUCGACUCCGAUGGGGAAGAUCCAGGUACCUACGUCGAAGAUCGCUUCGGCCUUAACGACGGAUUUUUCUCAAUCGACGAUUUCAACAAACAAACUGAGCACUGGGAGAGAUUAGACGCAAGAGGCGCAGGCAAUGAUGCCGACGACAGCGACGAUGAGGAGAUUGACUGGCACGCCAAUCCUAUGGGGGCUGGCAACAUGGGAUCUCUAGCCAAACCUUCGGCUUCCAAGAAAACCAGUGGGUUGGAUGAAAACGAUGGCAUGGAUGACGAUAGCGAAGAGGAUGGUCCAACCUUUGGAAACGCGGAUCUUCACGGCGACUCCGAUUCAGACGAAGAUGCCUUCGAUGGGGAGGAUGCAGGUAUGGGUGGGAUUGAGAACGCAAAUGACAUCAAAUACGCCGAUUUCUAUGCCCCACCCCCGCGCAAAGCUUCAUCCAAGAAGACCCGUGCAUUGCCGAAGACCCAACCCUCUGCGGAAGUGAUGCAGGGUGACGUGGAACGCGCUAUGGCCGAUGUUCGACGUGACCUCUUCGAUGAGGAGUCCGAGGCCGAGGCCGAGGAUGAGGAUAUGGACGAUGCGGGCGAGUCAAAUGGCCCGCGAUCAACCCACGAAAAGCAGCGCGCCCGGAUUGCGGAUGAGAUUCGCCGACUGGAAGCAGCCAACGUGGCCAAGAAAGAAUGGAUGCUUACUGGUGAAGCCCGAGCUGUCGAGCGUCCAGUCAACUCUCUCAUUGAGGAGGACCUCGACUUUGAGCGCGUGGGUAAACCAGUCCCCGUGGUCACAAAUGAAACUACCGAGGACAUCGAAGAGCUUGUCAAGCGUCGCAUUCUUGCAAAGGAGUUUGAUGAAGUGAUUCGUCGUCGCCCUGGCGCUGCCGACGUUCAGUCUUCACGCCGUGGACGAUUCGAGCUGGAGGACACCAAACCUCAGCAAAGCCUGGCGGAAAUGUACGAAGCGGAUCACCUACGCGCAACGGAUUCCAAUUACGUCGACCCGAAGAACCAGAAGUUGAUGCGCGAGCAGGCCGAGGUGACCGAUCUCUGGAAGGAGAUCAGCUCCAAGUUGGAUCUGCUCUGCAACUUGAACUACAAGCCGCAAACACCCCAGGUUAGCAUCAAUGUCGUCACCGACGCUCCAACAAUCAUGAUGGAGGAUGCCCGACCUACAGCCGGUAGCGCCGUGGGAGGACCGUCAGCCCUUGCUCCACAGGAGAUCUACGCACCCGGUGACGAUGGUCGUAUCGCCGGGGAGGUGGUGCUUAAGACUGGUGCGGUUAUCUCCAAGGACGAGAUGAGCCGUGAAGAGAAGGCUCGCAAGAGGAGGCAGAAGAAGAGUCAAAAGAAGGAGGACGUGUCUACCAAACCUUCUGGCAAGGCGGCCGAGAAGCAGCAACUUGUGUCCGACCUGAAGAAGGGUGGAGUCAAGGUCAUCAACAAGGAGGGCAAGGUCACCGACAUGAGUGGAAGCAAAGUGGGAGCGAGUACCAAGAGCAGUGGAGAUACUCUCAAGCUAUGA